AUGCGGCCCGCGCAGGACCCCGCCAAGGAAGGUGUCGCUUGGCCGGUGCUGCUCUUGCUGUGGGCGCUCGAGAAGCCGCUGAGAGGAGGCUGCUCCGCGGCCGAGUGUGCCCGGGAAGACGCCGACUGCCGCUUCUUAGCUGUGGCUGAUCUCUUCGACCGGGUCAUCCUGCACUCCAACAGGAUCUACAGGCUCUCCACAGCCCUCUACUUAGAUCUGGUGGGCAAAUAUUUUCUACCUGGUGGGAACGAGCUGACCAAAUCUGUUGGCAAAUGCCACACCUCCUGGUUGUUGACUCCCAAUGCCAAAGAAUAUGUUCAGAAAAUGCCAAGAGAAGAGCUGACGCAAUUGAUCCUAAGGCUUUUGCAAGGCUGGAAAGAGCCUCUCUCCCACUUUGACCAGAGCAGAGUCCAUCGUCCUAAAUUGUCGGAUGGGAACCUGCACAAAGCCAAGGAAAUCAGCAACAUGGUGCAGGAGCUGGAGACGGGAGUGGAAAAAAUCACGGAGAAGAUGCAAUCAAUGGGGAUUUUCAGCAAUUCACUCAGCAGUGUGGGAUCAUCUGAAGCAGCUGGUUUAUCCAUUAAUAAUGAAGGCAAUUUAAUGAGUGACUAUGAGUUUAUCCAUUGCUUCAGGAGAGACUCCAACAAAGUACAAAACUACUUAAAAGUUCUCAAAUGUAGGAUUGUGCCAGCAAAUAGUUGUUGAAUUUUUAAAAUCUGCAAUGGCAAGGCAGUUUCCAGGACUAGCAUUGUGUAUUGUCUGUGGAGGUUGAGCAAAAUAAU
Molecule: messenger RNA, 782 nt
Organism: Zootoca vivipara (common lizard)
Lineage: Eukaryota; Metazoa; Chordata; Lepidosauria; Squamata; Lacertidae
Source: RefSeq, a predicted model, not a curated record